AUUUGACAAUCCUUGGGAAAAAAUACACGCAGUGUGAGAUUUUUUCUGGAGUUUUCACGUGUUUUUUGCAAAAUUUACGCAUUUUCUGCAGUAAAAUUUUACACAAUUUUACUCACUAAGGUCCCACAAACGUAGUACACUUGUGUACUUGUCGAGAAAUCAGCUAAGAAAAAAAAACUUCUAAAAUGCGUCGCAAAACAAAAGGUAGUGGUUCGAGUGAAAGCCCAGAAAAGCCAGCAGCCACAAGGAGAUCAACAAGACGUGGCCGAGCAUCUCCGGUGGAGGAGGUCAAUGCAUCCGAUGGUGAAAGUAGUUCGGAGAGUGAGGAGUACUCACACAAGAAGACGCGACGGGCAGCUGGAAGGCGUACUGCACGUUCUAAAGGGUCUUCUGGGUCUGAUCGUGAAGCUAAAAUGUCAAAAUCAAGGGGGAGAAAGAGAGGUGCUUCAAAGAAAAGGGAGGAACCCGUUGUGGAGGAAGAAGAGGAUGAGGAGGAGAUUCAGCGUGAGGGCCAGGAAGCCGAAGUGUCAGAAUCAAUUUUGCCGGACGAGGCAAAUGAUGAUGCGGAGGAGGAACAGGAAAAUGGGGGUGAAAAGGUAAGCAUUGAAAUUGUUCCAGCGGAUCCUGUGCCGCAUGUAACAGAGGAUAGUGAAAGUGGUUUUCCACAACGAACCUCCAGUCCCGAACAUGUUGAACUCUAUGAUGAUGAUGUCCAUAUGAAGACAUUGAGUCCAGAACGGCCAAGUGUGAGUGUCCGGGAGGAGGGUGAAGCCCAAAGUACACCCUCAGAUGGACAACAAGAGCCACAGGAGGAUCAGGAGCGUCGUCCAGAGACGCCACCGAUGCAGGAGGAGCAGAAAGAGAGUGAUGAGGAAGAUGAGAAGCAGGAGAGAGCCUCAAAGAGAUCAAGUUCACCGGAAGAAGGUGAACUGCCGGAUCAGAGUGUCGAUGGGGGCAGCAAAGGGGCAGAAUCCCCAGAGCACAAUCAUUCCAAAUCCGAACGCAAUAGUGAGGAUGAGGAGCCGAGGAAGAAGACUUCGGUGAAGGAGGUGAAAGAAGUUGUCUUUGUGGGGAAGCUCACACGGAACGAUGGGAAGGCUAAUGUUGAUGAGCAGGGCAAGAAAAAGCGUCGUUGGAUGUCCAAGAAACCAUCAGCACAGAGUAUCCUGGCCAUUUCUACGGAUUCCCUAAAGCCACUGAUUGCCGAUGUGAAACCAGUUCCGCUGGUGGAUGUCAAGUUGGAUUUGACAUCGGAUCCUGAGCCUGGGCAGGAUGAGGAGGACAAUGAGAGCGAAGAGGAAGGAGCACUCUCACCCAAAGACAAAAGAGAUCCACCUACAGUGGAAAAAACUGUGGAUCCUGAAGCAGUGAAGACAUCGACUGAAGUUCCUCAUCCUAUUGGACUGAACCGGAAGAUUGUGCUGGUGAAUGAUGAUGUGAAGACAGUAAAGCCACCGACUCCACCCAAAAACACUUCAUCGUGCAUUCUGUACAUCACAAAUCUCGUGAGACCCUUUACGGUGCUCCAGCUCAAAGGACUGCUCGCCAGGACGGGAAAGAUUGUGGAGAAUGGCUUCUGGAUUGAUAAGAUCAAAUCAAAGUGCUAUGUGCAGUACGAGACGGAAGAUCAAGCGGUGGAAACUCGACAUGCUCUCCACGGUGUCCGAUGGCCAACGUCAAAUCCCAAAUGUCUCCAUGUGGACUUUGGUGCUGAAGUGGACAUGCAGAAAGCUAUUGAGUCCACAGCUGAGGAUCUGGCCAAGCAUGCUGACGCUAGUCGUGGAGAGAGGAUCGUCGUGGGAUGGGAGAGAGAAAGAAUUGAAGGUGGAAUACGGGAGCAGACAACGAGGCCCAUUCGCGAAUGGGAUGUCGGGAAGAAGGAUGAACGGGAGAAGGAGAGAGAUCGCGAUCAACGUGGACGACGCGAGCGGAGCCGAGAACGCGAGGAGGUGGUAAAGAGGAGCACCGAGGGAUCAUUUGGACGUGAAAGAAGACGAUCACUAUCAACGUCACCAGCACGGAAAUUCAAGAAGGAAAAUGAUCCGCCAAUUAGAUUACUAGAUGAUCUAUUUCGCAAGACAAAAGCUACACCAAGUAUUUAUUGGCUGCCAUUAACAGCUGAACAGAUUGCGGUGAAAGAGGAGACUCGGAGGAAGAAUUUGCAAGAGCAUCAGAGGCGCAUGGAUGAGUUGAGGAAGGAACGCAAUCGCGAUCGUGAUCGUGAACGCGAUCGUGAGCGCGAUCGUGAACGCGAUCGCGACAGAGAUCGACACGAUCGAAGUCGACGUGAUCGAUCGAGAAGUCGCGAUCGUCGGUACCGCUAAGUCCAAUUUUUUUUCUCAAAAGAAAUCGAGGAAGUGAGCUUUUACGAAAGGAAGAAAUAAUUUCAUAAUGAUGGACAGUAAUGAAAGAGAAAAUGGAAAAAUUGGGAUUUUAAACUGGCUUAAGAUCACCUCUUUUUUCAUUUUCUCUUUUUUCAAAGAGAUUGAAAGACCUUUUCUUUCAAUAUCUGAUUUCGUCAUUUUAUCUUUUAGCUUUUAUUAUUAUUUUUCUUGUGGGAAAAUCCGAAUCAAUUUUUUUUUAGUUAAAAAAAAUAGCCAGAAGUGAUCGUCAGGAAAGAUGAAAAUUCAUGAUCAUCGAGAUCAAUUUGUGAAAAUGAUAAUCUUUCUUUUAGGGAAUUUGUAUGGGAAUUUUUUUGUUUCGCUGAAAGGAUUAUUCCUGUAUUUCUUUUCCAGAUUUCCUUUCUCCCAUCCGAUAUAUUGACUGUUUUAUUGCAGCAAUUUGUGUGUAUCCCAUCUUUAGUCAUUCGUAAUAGGUUCAACUAUGUCAGGAACAUUUUCAAACUGAAUUUUAAUCUUUUUUCCCUCAAUUAAAAAUCAAUAUCUACAAAGUGUGUGAAAAAAAAAGUUGGGAGAUUUUUUGAGGGUGGGAUGAAGAUAUUUUAGGAAGAAAGAAGCAAGAAAAAGAAACAGUGUGGGAAGGCAUUUUGAACUGAUAAUUGUCUCUCCCAAGGAAUGAUCUUCACGACAGAAGGAUCAGGAAGUGAAGUGACGGAGACAUCCUGCGUUGGAAUUAAUCAAUAUAAUUUUUUUUGACAAAUAGUGUUCUUGUGGAUGAAUUGUAAAUGGCAUGAAAAAUGUCAAGAAAGAGCGUUUAAUUUUGUCAGUGCUCUUGUGACAGAUGAAAACACAUUUGAACUAAUAAAAAGAAAUUAAGAAGA
Phlebotomus papatasi is the source of this 3220-nucleotide messenger RNA. RefSeq names its product apoptotic chromatin condensation inducer in the nucleus (gene Acn). NCBI's taxonomy places the organism in Eukaryota, Metazoa, Arthropoda, Insecta, Diptera, Psychodidae. Gene Ontology annotation, molecular function: nucleic acid binding. Bases 186 to 2324 code for a protein of 712 amino acids. The record is from RefSeq and is a predicted model, not a curated record. The transcript has 6 exons.